Messenger RNA from Elephantulus edwardii (Cape elephant shrew), 1211 nucleotides. Its product is annotated as core histone macro-H2A.1-like. Lineage: Eukaryota; Metazoa; Chordata; Mammalia; Macroscelidea; Macroscelididae. Gene Ontology annotation, molecular function: DNA binding; protein heterodimerization activity; structural constituent of chromatin. Gene Ontology annotation, cellular component: nucleosome. Bases 34 to 1152 code for a protein of 372 amino acids. The record is from RefSeq and is a predicted model, not a curated record. Gene Ontology annotation, biological process: nucleosome assembly. The transcript is spliced from 8 exons.
UGCUCUUGCUGAUCUACCUUCAGGGCCACCACCAUGUCCAGUCGGGGUGGGAAGAAGAAGUCCACCAAAACUUCAAGGUCUGCCAAGGCAGGAGUCAUCUUCCCUGUAGGGCGGAUGCUGCGGUACAUUAAGAAGGGCCACCCCAAGUAUAGGAUUGGAGUGGGGGCACCUGUGUACAUGGCUGCCGUCCUGGAGUACUUGACAGCGGAGAUCCUGGAGUUAGCUGGCAAUGCAGCAAGAGACAAUAAGAAGGGACGGGUCACACCUAGACAUAUCCUGCUGGCAGUGGCCAAUGACGAAGAGCUGAAUCAGCUACUAAAAGGAGUCACCAUAGCCAGUGGGGGAGUGUUACCAAACAUCCACCCUGAAUUGCUAGCCAAGAAGCGAGGAUCCAAAGGAAAAUUGGAAGCCAUCAUCACACCACCUCCAGCCAAAAAGGCCAAAUCUCCAUCCCAGAAGAAACCUGUGUCGAAGAAAGCAGGAGGCAAGAAAGGGGCCCGAAAAUCCAAGAAGAAGCAGGGAGAAGUCAGCAAGGCGGCGAGUGCCGACAGCACAACCGAGGGCACUCCUGCUGAUGGCUUCACCGUCCUCUCCACCAAGAGCCUCUUCCUUGGCCAGAAGCUGAACCUUAUUCACAGUGAAAUCAGUAAUUUAGCCGGCUUUGAGGUGGAGGCCAUAAUCAAUCCUACCAAUGCUGACAUUGACCUUAAAGAUGACCUAGGAAACACGCUGGAGAAGAAAGGUGGCAAAGAGUUUGUGGAGGCUGUUCUGGAACUCCGGAAAAAGAAUGGGCCCCUGGAAGUCGCUGGAGCCGCUGUCAGUGCAGGCCAUGGCCUGCCCGCCAAGUUUGUGAUCCACUGUAACAGUCCAGUGUGGGGUGCGGACAAGUGUGAAGAGCUUCUGGAAAAAACAGUGAAGAACUGCUUGGCUCUGGCAGAUGAUAAGAAGCUGAAAUCCAUUGCAUUUCCAUCCAUUGGCAGUGGCAGGAACGGUUUUCCAAAGCAGACGGCAGCCCAGCUGAUUCUGAAAGCCAUCUCCAGUUACUUCGUGUCAACAAUGGCCUCUUCAAUCAAAACAGUGUACUUCGUGCUUUUCGACAGUGAGAGUAUAGGCAUCUACGUGCAGGAAAUGGCCAAGCUGGACGCCAAUUAGCCUGAGGAACUACAGAAACAGCCCACAUCAUGUCCUCCGCCUCCCAAUUUGAAAGAAAA